AUGCUCGUCAACAACGUCCUCCACCUCCUUUCCGCCCCGCUUGGCCAACCCAAGCCUGACCGCAAGAACCGCAGUUCCUUCAGCAAGCCCUACAAGCCCAAACCUCUGAUCUCCGCCUUGCAACGAUUUGUGAGGACAGAGAGGAGCUCUUCUCCUUCUCCCUCUCCGGUUUCAGAUGGAGAAGACUCGUCGUCGUCGUCUUCUGACGUAUCCCAGACCGAAGCUAAUGGCGAAGGAUCAGGUGCCCCUGUGCCACCAACCAUCACGGCCCAGGGAGCGAGUUGGGAGGGGACGAGAGAUGUGCCGAAUAUCAAAGACUCAGCCUUCAUGUUCCAUGAAUUGAGCGACAUUCGACUCUCUUAUCGGCGCCCAAUAAUGGCUGAUGUGAUGCAUCACCCAGAUGUUCAUCGUAGACUCCAGUUUCGACGCCUUCGUGACGCCAGGGCUGUUGGAACCGCGGCUUCUGCCGUGCCAUUCACUGUUCAGCCUACCCGCUCGCUUCUCAAACCAAUUUCUCACAUUACCCGGACCUGGUUGCGACUUCAACGCAUUGCAGAAGACAUCUUGGAAGAUGCUGAAAUGUAUCAUCACCUCGUUUACGCCCAGACCCCAGUCGGAAAAUACGAAGAGUAUCGUCACCGUUGGGACCUUUUUGUCGAGCGUCGUCCGCCUGCCCCUCUCCUUCGGUUCGCGGAUGUUCCGUGGCCCGUAGAUUGCGGGAGAGUCUUCACUCGCGAGCAAAUUACUGCCGGUCAAAUUCAUCGCUUCUUGGUUAGGCCGAAUACUUGCGAGGAGCUUGAAUGGGCGGCUGUGCAUCGUCUUGAGCUCGAGAUAGACAGAUGGAGUGCUGUUAACGUGGCACAGUAUCUCCUCCCCCGCGUUGCGAAGCCUGACCAUGACUGUGUCAGUGACGCGGCCAAACUCGCUGUCGUUCAUAUGGCGAAUAUCAGGGAGGAGUUACUGCAUCACUUCACCUCAUCUGGGCUAUCGCGUGCCCAUUUGAAGCUUCAGAGGUGGCAACGAAAACAAGAGGAAAUGGAGGCAGCUAAACAAGGAUAA
Molecule: messenger RNA, 1059 nt
Organism: Mycena indigotica
Lineage: Eukaryota; Fungi; Basidiomycota; Agaricomycetes; Agaricales; Mycenaceae
Exons: 1
Coding region: 1-1059 (352 amino acids)
Source: RefSeq, a predicted model, not a curated record